Vicia faba (fava bean) is the source of this 855-nucleotide messenger RNA. NCBI's taxonomy places the organism in Eukaryota, Viridiplantae, Streptophyta, Magnoliopsida, Fabales, Fabaceae. The record is from the annotation of a GenBank genome assembly.
AUGUAUAGACCAAAUUGGAGGUGGAGAACGAAGAAGUUCGGGCUACCUUCUGUUUUCCUCUUAUGCAUCUUCUUCUUUCUUGCUGGAUUCUUUGGUUCCAGAUUAUUCCAUCACUCUCAGGAAUAUGAAUAUGGACUUAGAACGAGGUUGCAGGAGAAAGAACGUCAUUUGUUGCAUGUAGGAGAGUCUGCUGAUAAUUUCAUUACUUCAAUUCCUUUUCAGAUUUUGAGCUGGAACCCUCGCAUUUUAUAUUUUCCCAAUUUUACAAGUGUGAAACAAUGUGAAAGCAUAAUUGAUAUGGCAAAGGUAGAGCUUACACCAUCAACAAUGGCAACGGGUAUAAGUGAUAUUCGAAGAACAAGUUCUAGUAUGGUUAUUAGUGCUUCUAAGGAUAAAACGGGUGUUUUAGAAGUCAUUGAGGAGAAAAUAGCAAGAGCUACAAAAAUUCCCAGGACUCAUGGAGAGAUAUUUCGUAUCCUCCGAUAUGAGGUCGGACAAAAAUAUGAUUCUCACUAUGACGCAACUGAUCCAGCUGAAUUCGAUCCAGCUGAAUAUGAUUAUCAAGAAAGUCACAGGGUAGCUUCAUUUGUGUUGUACUUAACGGAUGUCCAAGAAGGUGGGGAAACCAAUUUUCCAUUUGAGAAUGGGUUGAACAUGGAUGGUAGCUAUCAUAAUAAGGAUUGUAUUGGUUUGAAAAUAAAACCACAGAAGGGAGAUGGACUUCUAUUUUAUUCUUUCUUCCCUAAUGCUACAUUUGAUCGGGCAUCACUCCAUGGUAGUUGCCCCGUAAUUAAAGGGGAGAAAUGGAUAGCUACAAAGGGGAUAAGGAAUCAAUUACAUUAUGAGAACUUCUGA